AUGGAGAAACUCCCGAUCCACUCACAUGGCGAUCCUCCGGAUCAACCGACUCGUCCAAGUACAGCGACCUUUUGGCGCCGUCUAUGUAUUGCCGUGUUGUUUCUAAUCGGCUACUAUAUGCUGAUCAGGCCAUCUUCCUCGUGCACGCAACACCACACAAAGCUCCCUGGGAGCGAGAGCUAUACCGCGGACCUCGAAGAUGUCACAAAUGAAGACAGCUACAACCCAGUUACAGAACACGUUUCUGGUGUACAGAACACACUCGCCCAAACUAAGAUCCCGCUGGAAGCUCACAUCAUGAGCAAAUGCCCAGAUGCGCAGGCCUGUUUGCAGAAGCUGGUCUUACCAGCCAUGGAAAAGGUUUAUGACAAGGUUGACUUCAGACUGUCCUUUAUUGCUAGUGCCUCCGAAAGCUCUGAAGAGAUCGAGUGCAUGCAUGGCCCAGGUGAAUGCAUCGGUGACAUGCUUAUGCUCUGUGCGGCCAACCUUCCUUUCCCACCCCCCGCGGACGAAUCCCUUCUUCCACCAGCCUACCCUCGAACCCCUAUCAUCAGGUCUCUAGGAUUUGCAAACUGUCUAAUCAAUGACUAUGCUGAGAUCCCAGAUCGUGAUUUCAUUCACCAGUGUGCAAUGGAACACGGUAUUGACUUUGACGCACUGAAUAAGUGUGCCAGUCAACAAAACGAUGACCCGGAUGACGGUGACAAUGGAAAGCCACCACUGAGUGGCAUCGCUUUGCUGCGCGAAAGUGCUGUGCGCGGUGCCAAACUCGGUGUUAAGAUAAGCUGCACUGUUCGCCUAGAUGAUGCUUUCUGGUGCGUUCAUGAUAACAAUGAAUGGAAAAAUUGUGCCCAGAAUGGUGAAGGCAGCAACCCUGCAGUCUUAAUUGAUCAAGUCGAGAAGCUCUGGAACGAGCGGAACUGA
This is a messenger RNA of Penicillium nucicola, 924 nucleotides long. RefSeq lists its product as uncharacterized. Gene Ontology annotation, molecular function: oxidoreductase activity, acting on a sulfur group of donors, disulfide as acceptor. Lineage: Eukaryota; Fungi; Ascomycota; Eurotiomycetes; Eurotiales; Aspergillaceae. Bases 1 to 924 code for a protein of 307 amino acids. The record is from RefSeq and is a predicted model, not a curated record. The transcript is spliced from 2 exons.